GCCUACAACUGUAAAUGUGCUAGACUUUUUGAAUCUUCGUCAGAUUAAUUUUAGUUAUAGUCACACGAAUUUUUUAUCAUAAUAGCACUUCGUUAGGGUGAACACACUAUAUUCUCAAGGUACUACAUUGAAAAUGACCACACUCAGCAAGAAAGAAACCAUAGCGCUACGCGAGAAAUACAUCGGGAAAUCAUGUCAGUUGUUUUUCCGCAAAGAUCCUUUGAAGAUUAUUUCUGCCAAAGGACAAUACAUGUACGAUGAAAGAGGUGAUGCCUAUUUAGACUGUAUCAACAAUGUGGCUCAUGUUGGUCAUUGCCAUCCUGAUGUCGUGAAAGCAGGCAGUGAACAAAUGGCUCUUCUCAGCACCAACAAUAGAUUUUUGCACGACAAUAUCGUACUGUGUGCGCAGAGAAUCGUUAACACUCUUCCUGAAGAACUGAGCGUGUGCUUCUUCGUUAACUCUGGCUCUGAAGCUAAUGAUUUGGCCAUAAGGUUGGCACAAAUUCAUACCGGCAACAGGCAAAUCAUAGCACUAGAACAUGCGUACCAUGGUCAUUUGACUUCUUUGAUUGAUAUUUCCCACUACAAAUUCAACCUCCCUGGUGGUCCAAAACAGAAGGAAUACGUUCAUGUUGCAAGCUGUCCCGAUUCUUAUAGAGGUAAAUUUAAUGAUAGUAAGUACAAGAAAGAAGAUAUUGGUGAACUCUACGCCGAUGAGGUGAAAGAUAUUUGUGAUCGUGUUAAAAAGGAAACCGGUGAAGGAAUUUGUGCCUACAUAGCUGAAAGUAUGAUUAGCUGUGGUGGUCAGGUAAUUCCGCCACAAAGUUAUUUCAAAAAUGUUUACAAACAUGUAAGAGCAGCGGGUGGAGUAUGCAUUGCUGAUGAGGUUCAAGUUGGAUUUGGACGUAUUGGAAAACAUUGGUGGACCUUCCAACAUUACGAUGUAGUGCCAGAUAUUGUUACUAUGGGCAAACCAAUGGGUAAUGGGCAUCCAGUUGCAGCUGUUGUAACCACCAAAGCAGUAGCAGAUAGUUUCUACGCGACUGGAGUAGAGUAUUUUAAUACGUAUGGAGGUAAUCCUGUAUCAUGUGCCAUUGCAAAUGCAGUAUUCGACACAAUUGAGAAGGAGAACUUAAGAGAACAUGCCCUAGUUGUGGGUGAAUACCUCCUGGAUAGUUGUAACAAACUUAAGAGCAAACAUCCCUGCAUUGGUGAUGUUAGAGGUCUUGGUCUUUUUGUCGGCAUUGAUAUUGUAAAAGACAGGGAAACUAGGGCUUCGGAUAGAGAAACGGCAACGUACAUAAACACAAGAAUGAAGGAAGAACACAUUUUGUUGAGUGUUGAUGGACCAGACUGCAAUGUUAUUAAACUAAAACCACCGAUGGUAUUCUCCAAGGAGAAUGUUGAUGAAGUUGUGUCUACUUUAGACAGAAUUCUUAAAGAAGUUCGUCACCAAAAAGAAGAUUCAUGUCAGAUAAAUCGUACUGGUAAGACCAAUUCCGUCAAUGGUGAAGCUGGUGCAUCUAAAGAUCAAAGUUCGCACAGAAAACCUGGAUUGGACGAAGAUGUGAAAUCCAUAUAAGUUUUAUAUGUUCAUUACAUUAUUUCAUUGUAGAUGAAAUUACAUUUUAAUAUAUUGCCAAUGUUUUAAUUGACAAUGAUUAAUUUAUAUUAAAAUUUUUAAUAUAUUUUAAUAGCCUUUAGAGGGAUUUAUAUCUGUUCUGACAUUUUAUAAAAUGCAAAAUAUUUUUUAGUAUUAUUAUUUUUAUUACGUAUCGAAAUAAAUUAUUAAAAAUUUUAUUAAAUUACUGCAGUUAUAAUCAAUAAAUAAAAUGAUUCGAUGUA
Messenger RNA from Aethina tumida (small hive beetle), 1845 nucleotides. RefSeq names its product alanine--glyoxylate aminotransferase 2-like. The record is from RefSeq and is a predicted model, not a curated record. Bases 134 to 1582 code for a protein of 482 amino acids. Gene Ontology annotation, molecular function: transaminase activity; pyridoxal phosphate binding. Lineage: Eukaryota; Metazoa; Arthropoda; Insecta; Coleoptera; Nitidulidae. Gene Ontology annotation, cellular component: mitochondrion. The transcript is spliced from 9 exons.